Molecule: messenger RNA, 1419 nt
Organism: Haemonchus placei
Lineage: Eukaryota; Metazoa; Nematoda; Chromadorea; Rhabditida; Trichostrongylidae
Source: the annotation of a GenBank genome assembly
AUGCGGUUCAUACUAGCAGUUCUGGCUUUGGUCAGUUGUACGAUGGCCGCUGUCCAUCAGAUGCAACUGACGAAAAUCGAGUCUCAACGUACUAAGAUGAUGCGUAAAGGCACAUGGUCUGAGUACAUUAAAAUGAAGAAUAUUCGUCGUAUUGCAAUGGAGCGUAGAAUGGGAAGUUUCGCCAACGCCGUACCUCAGAAUGUAAGUCAGUGGUGCAUUGAAAUAAUUGCGUUGGAGAUCGGUAAUCGGGAAUGGUGGAUGCAGGAUUGGGAAUGGUGGAUGCAGGGACGAAUGAGACUUAUCAUUUUUAAAGUGCUAUCCAUUGUUGCAUUCCUUGGAGCUUUUAAGGUGAACGAUUAUGAGGACGAAGAGUACAUUGGAAACAUUACAAUUGGAACCCCUGAGCAGCAGUUCCAGGUGAUUCUCGACACGGGCUCAUCGAACCUAUGGAUACCUGAUAGUACAUGUGGCCAGGUUCACGAAAAUUGCCAAGAUGUGAAUUGUGAAAGACUGGUUUGUGAAUUUCUGUGCAGUGAUCAGUCAUGCUGUGGUGGUGGUGUGAACGCAUGCCAGGGUAAGAACAUAUUCACGUCGUCGAAAUCUUCUUCGUACGUCGCCAACGGUCAACAUUGGUCCAUUCAGUACGGUACCGGAUCAGCAGUCGGUUUCCUAGGUCAAGAUACCGUACGAUUUGGAGGAAUCGGUACGAAUCAGCUUGCCGUGCCUAACACCGUGUUUGGACAGGCUACAAGUCUAGCGGCAUUCUUUGCUGAUCAACCGAUCGAUGGUAUUCUUGGAUUAGCAUUCACGACAAUUGCUGUCGAUGGUGUCACCCCUGUAUUCAUCAAUGCUGUAGAACAAGGACUUGUUGAUCAGCCAAUUUUCACCGUCUUUUUGGAGCAUGUAGGCGCUCAGGACAAUGUUUAUGGCGGUGUUUACACCUAUGGUGGUUUGGACACCACAAAUUGUGGCCCAGUACUUGCAUAUCAGCCACUUUCCUCGGCAACCUAUUUCCAGUUCAAGCUUGAUGCCGUUGCUUCAAGUACUUACUCAUCAUCCAAAGGUUGGCAGGUGAUUUCCGACACUGGCACCUCAUUGUUGGCUGCACCAACUUCAAUUGCUAGCUCAAUCGCUGAUGCUAACGGAGCUACGUACGACGCUGAAAACGAAGUGUACUUCAUCGACUGCAACGCCAAGCCAAGUUUGGAUUUGACGAUUGGAGGCAACAAGUACACCAUCACAGCAGCGAACUUGGUCAUUCCUUCGGGUGAUGGUCGUUGUCUCCUGGCCAUCUUCGGUAUGAACAACUUCGGAUUCGGUCCGGCAUGGAUCCUUGGUGAUCCAUUCAUCCGCCAGUACUGUAAUGUUUAUGAUGUUGGACAACAGCAAAUUGGUUUUGCUAACUCGCUUCAAAAGUAA